Messenger RNA from Salvia miltiorrhiza (redroot sage), 834 nucleotides. RefSeq lists its product as uncharacterized. Bases 1 to 834 code for a protein of 277 amino acids. Lineage: Eukaryota; Viridiplantae; Streptophyta; Magnoliopsida; Lamiales; Lamiaceae. The transcript has a single exon. The record is from RefSeq and is a predicted model, not a curated record.
AUGGGGCCUUGUCAAGUAGUUGGGCAUACAUAUCCGAAAACUCAAUUUGGCAAUCAACUAAGAAGUUUUCAAGAUGUGUGGUAUCAAAAGUUUGUGUGGCUAGAGUAUAGUGUAGCAAAAGAUGCUUGUUUUUGCUUUUGGUGUUACAUUUUCAAGCACCCAGAUAAAACGGGUCGGUAUGGAGCAGAUGCGUUUACCAAAACGGGCUUUACCAAUUGGAAAAAAGCGUUAAUCAAAUUUGCAGAGCACGUUGGAGAUGCAGAUAGCUGUCACAACAAUGCUAGAAUACAAAUUGAAGCAUUUAAAAAUCAAAGAGGGAGUGUGGCUAAUAUGUUUAGAUCAAAUGCUAUUGAGGUGAACAUUGCUUAUCGUGCUCGGUUGACCGCUUCAUUGGAUGUUACUCGUUUUUUGUUGAAGCAAGGAUUGGCUUUUCGUGGACAUGACGAGUCAUCUAGUUCUUCAAAUCGAGGUAAUUUCCUUGAGCUAAUUCAAUGGUAUAGUGAUCAUAAUGAUAUUGUUUCCAAGGUUUUGGGUGAACAUGCUCCUGGUAAUAAUCAAAUGACUUGUCCAAAAGUUCAAAAAGAGUUAGCACAUGCUUGUGCUUUAGAGGUCACACUUGCGAUAAUUAAUGAUCUUGGAGAUAAAGUGUUCACCAUUUUGGUUGAUGAGGCUCGAGAUAUUUCAAUGAAAGAGCAAAUGGGUGUCGUUUUACGAUAUGUGAAUAAUGAAGGAUGUGUGGUUGAAAGAUUUAUUGGAAUUGUUCAUGUUGCUGACACUUGUUCACAUUCUUUGAAGCAUGCUAUAGAUGAUUUAUUUGUGAAACAUGGUUGUUGA